CCUUUGCAUACCUCUCCUCCCCAUCCCAACUCAAUCUCCUCGUCAGCCAUGGCGGUCUCCUGCAAGACCUUCCUCACUCUCCUCCUCCUCUCUCUGCUGGCUUCCGCUGCGCACGGCCAGCUGUCGACGAGGUUCUACGACCGCACCUGCCCGAAGCUACGAGGAAUCGUGCGCAGUGUCAUGGCGCAGGCCGUGUUCCGGGACAGGCGAAUGGGCGCCUCCAUCCUUCGACUAUUCUUCCACGACUGCUUCGUCAACGGUUGCGAUGCGUCCGUCCUUCUCGACGACACGCGGACCUUCACCGGCGAGAAGAACUCCAACGGCAACAAGAACUCCCUGAGAGGCUUCGAGGUCAUUGAUGCCAUCAAGGCACGCGUGGAAGCUGCCUGCAACGCGACUGUGUCGUGCGCCGACAUCUUAGCCCUCGCAGCUCGUGAUGGAGUGGUUUUGCUCGGAGGACCAACAUGGUUGGUGCCGCUGGGCCGCAGGGACGCGAGGACGGCGAGCAUAUUCGCGGCAAACGCCAACCUUCCGUUGGCCUCGUCGAGCCUCUCCGACCUCAUCUCUCUCUUCGCCAGGAAAGGCCUCGACGCCCGAGACCUGACCGCUCUCUCCGGCGCGCACACCGUCGGCCAAGCCCGGUGCGUCAACUUCCGCCCGCGCAUCUACGGUGACCGGAACAUCGACCCCGGCUUCGCGGCUCUCCGCAAGCGGACCUGCCCGGCCUUCGGCGGCGACGGCAACUUGGCGCCGCUGGACCUGCAGACCCCAGUUUGGUUCGACAAUAGGUACUACCAGAACCUGGUGGCUCGCCGGGGACUGCUGCACUCCGACCAGGAGCUCUUCAACGGCGGCUCGCAGGACUCGUUGGUGAGGUUGUACAGCUCGAGCACGUCAGCUUUCUUCAACGACUUCGUGGCGGCCAUGGUGAAGAUGGGGAACAUAAGCCCUCUCACAGGGUGGCCAGGGGAGAUAAGAUUGAACUGUAGGAAGGUGAACUAAGGGCAGAUGAUUGAUUGCCACGUCUCGAUUCCAAAAAAUAAAUUAUAUGUAUGACUGUGUGAAGUGUAAUAAUCUUUUAUUAUUGUGUUGACAUGAUUCGAAUUGUUACCCCCAAUGAUUGUAUCCGUUGUUAAUUUACGUGAAAUAAAAAAAUAAUAAUUGCUUUAUGU
Molecule: messenger RNA, 1172 nt
Organism: Musa acuminata AAA Group (dessert banana)
Lineage: Eukaryota; Viridiplantae; Streptophyta; Magnoliopsida; Zingiberales; Musaceae
Product: peroxidase P7-like
Exons: 3
Coding region: 49-1002 (317 amino acids)
Biological process (GO): response to oxidative stress; hydrogen peroxide catabolic process
Molecular function (GO): peroxidase activity; heme binding
Source: RefSeq, a predicted model, not a curated record